AUGAUGAAGAAGGGACUAGAAAAGCUGAUGGUGAAGGAAAGCCUAGAAGGCCGCCUCCUGUUCGCGGUGCCCAAGAAGGGUCGCCUGAACGCCGCCGCCCUCAACCUGCUUGAGGGUGCCGACGUGCAGUUCCGCCGCGAGAACCGCCUCGACAUUGCCCUCGUCAAGAACCUGCCCAUCGCGCUCAUCUUCCUGCCGGCCGCCGACAUCCCCACCUUUGUCGGCGAGGGCCAGUGCGAUCUCGGCAUCACGGGCUGGGACCAGGUCAAGGAGCACGACGCCAACGUGCGGUCCUACAACCGCUCGCGCCGGGCCUCCAUCGGCGCCGGCGACAACGCCGAGGACCCCCUCAAGACGGCGGGCUGCGACCUCGUCAUGGAGCUCGGCUUCGGCGCCUGCAAGCUCCAGGUCCAGGUGCCGGAGAAGGGCGGCUACGCGACGACGGAGGACCUCAUCGGCAAGACGAUCGGCACGAGCUUCUCGGGCCUCGCCGCCGACCACUUUGCCCGGCUCGAGCUCGGCCUCGAGGGCCAGCCGAACGGCGAGGACUUUGCGACGCCCAAGAAGAUGCGGACCAAGAUCAUUGAGCUCAGCGGCAGCGUCGAAGCUGCGUGCGCGCUGGGCGUGGCUGACGGCAUUGUGGAUCUCGUCGAAUCGGGCGAAACCAUGAGGGCAGCGGGCCUCAAGGCCAUUGACACGGUGGUCGACUCGCAGGCGGUGCUCAUCAAGUCGCGCAAGCCGUCGAACCAGGCAACCAUCGACCUCAUCACGGCGCGCAUCCAGGGCGUCAUCACGGCGCAGCGCUACGUGCUCUGCCAGUACAACAUUGAGAGGGUGCGCCUCACCGAGGCCAAGAGCAUCACGCCGGGCAAGCGCGCGCCGACGGUUACGACGCUCGACACGGAGGGCUGGGUCGCCGUCAGCUGCAUGGUCGUCAAGAAGGAGAUUGCCGUCGUCAUGGACAAGCUGACGGCGGCCGGUGCGCAGGAUAUUCUGGUGCUCGACAUUCACAACUCGCGGUAA
Verticillium nonalfalfae is the source of this 1023-nucleotide messenger RNA. It is a transcript of the gene HIS1, whose product is annotated as ATP phosphoribosyltransferase (ATP-PRTase) (ATP-PRT). Gene Ontology annotation, biological process: L-histidine biosynthetic process. The record is from RefSeq and is a predicted model, not a curated record. Lineage: Eukaryota; Fungi; Ascomycota; Sordariomycetes; Glomerellales; Plectosphaerellaceae. The transcript has 3 exons. Gene Ontology annotation, molecular function: magnesium ion binding; ATP phosphoribosyltransferase activity. Gene Ontology annotation, cellular component: cytoplasm. The coding region runs from base 1 to 1023 and encodes 340 amino acids.